Messenger RNA from Ilex paraguariensis (yerba mate), 366 nucleotides. The record is from the annotation of a GenBank genome assembly. Lineage: Eukaryota; Viridiplantae; Streptophyta; Magnoliopsida; Aquifoliales; Aquifoliaceae.
AUGGCGAACACAAAGGUGGAAGCAGUGGAUUUUGAGCCUGAGGAUGACGAUCUCAUGGACGAGGACGGUGCGGUGGACGUCGAUGCUUCGCCUAAGGUGGAAGCAGUGGAUUUUGAGCCUGAGGAUGACGAUCUCAUGGACAAGGACGGUGUGGUGGACGUCGAUGCUUCGCCUAAGGCUCCUAUCCCAAAGCUCAAGUUCGUUAUCACCGGCGGUUCUUCCUUCGCCCCUAAAAAAAUCAAAGGCCGAGGAUUUCGCGAAGCUGUUGCUGAUUUUGACCGCAACGCCUGCAUGUCCGGCCGAUUCGAUUCUCUCUACUCGGAUGGAGGGCCUGGCUCCAAACGAUUUCUAGGCUAUGUUGAUUGA